Molecule: messenger RNA, 2250 nt
Organism: Pseudo-nitzschia multistriata
Lineage: Eukaryota; Bacillariophyta; Bacillariophyceae; Bacillariales; Bacillariaceae
Source: the annotation of a GenBank genome assembly
GGUAAACUACGAGGAACUUACUCGUAAGUACGAUUCGUGUUGUUAAUUUUUUUCGUCUGCCCUUGGAUCAAAGAAAACGAAAAACAGGAAGCUGUAACGAUAUCCGAUAGGCAGUACGUAGUUGAUGGUAUCUGUACCGGUAUCAUCGAUCACAAAGCAUCAGUCUUCACUCCGACAACCAUUUCUGGGGGGAGGUAAUUUCUCUGGAAUUUAUUGUGCUGAAGUCAAACAUAGCUAGCAUUGAUGGGAAAGUCAAAAAAACGAAAGAAUCGAACGAAAGCCUUGUACGAGGCCGCCGCGGCGGCAGCCGCAAAACGGAAACGACAAGAACACGAGGAAGAGGAAUAUUCCCGUUGUUCGGGAACAGCGCUCGCGAAAGAAAAGGAGCCUAAAUGGUUACCGGAACCACUCUGUAAUGGUGACAARACAGAAACAGAUGCGAUCGACACAAACCCCGCCCGAAAGCCCUCGGCCUCGGACCUCCGCACCACGCUGCGAACUAUCCGGUAUCUGCUCGCCAGCGAAGACAAUCUGGACGACUUUUUGCACUCUAAGGAACACAAGCCGUUGCGGGCUGCCCUGCAUCUCCUCGUUACCGAGCGCCUGAAGAGCUACGACAAGGGCGUCGACUAUCGCACAAAGGUCACCCACCACCUGUCCAAGAAGCGAUGGGCCUCGGCCCUGUCUUCCCUGCAGGCAUCCAGGGACUUUCGCCAGGUACCCAAGCAGGGAACGGUGCAGCGGUGGGUUCGCGACAUCGACGGGUGCACGGAACCAGCGGUCAAGAUUCAGCUGCUGACCCUCGUUCUGAGCAGCAGCGGAAGGAACAUCACUCCCGGAAGUGAUGCAUCGAAUGCCACUAAACAAAACGACGACGACGACAACGAGAAAGACAACGACCAUGAUAAUGAUGGCAUCAACAAGCACGAUCCAUCCCUAGCAUUGCUUGAGGCUCAAAGCGAAUACCGUAAAAAUACACGAAACGGCAACCACCAACCUGGGGAAAGUAGCACCCCCACAUGCAGCGAGGUACAAGUAUUGAAGGGAUGGAGCAUUCCAUCACAGCCAUGCGCGGCAGCACAAGCCGGAUUCGACAUGGCAGCCGCCCAGGCUCUAGAAACCCGCAAGAUCGAUUCGAAAAUCGUCUAUCGUGAAAAUGCGUCAGAGCGGACCCCACCCAAUCACUAUGAUUUGUUAUUGCACGCGACGGAACACGACGCCCUGAAGCCGUUCCCUGAUGGAAGCACUCCAAACCACAAACCGAAAGGCGAUCACCGUAGUGUGGCGACGGUGCGACCGCACCCCGUCCCCUUUGUGAAGGGCGCGUUCGUCCUGGAGAACGUCCUCUCGCCCUCCGAGUGCCUCGGGCUUGUCCAGACCGCUUCUGCGCUAGGCUACCGGCCCGACCAUCCCACGGCUCUGCCCAAGCCGACAGGAAUCGAUUCCUGCGAGUGGUUUGUGAAUGAUUCGAUCCAUGACAUCGUCUACGACCGGGUCAGGGAGCACCUCCCGUCAACAUUGUUGCCGGUGAUGGGAACGAAAGGCAAUACGAGUGCCGAUGAGACAAACAACGGCGACGACAAAGAAAUGAAGGCCCCKGUCCUAUGCGGAAUCAACCGCCGGUGGAGGUUUUUCAGGUAUGGGCAGGGAUGUGUCUAUCGCCCCCACAUCGACGGGUCGUGGCCGGCUGGAAGGUUAUCGGAGGACGGGGCUUCCUACGAGCGAGAUCCAACGAACGGGACUACCCGGAGCUAUCUGACCUUUUUGGUGUACCUGAACGACGAUUUCGAGGGGGGCGAAACCAGGUUCUACUAUGUCCCAGACCAGGACGUGUACGCCACAGACGAUGAAAAUGAGUUGUCAAGCAAUGYGCGCGAACGAGAUGAGAACACGAUGGCGCCGUCAUUGGUAGCGCGGGGAAUUAUCCCCAAGAUGGGGUCCGUCUUGGUAUUUCCGCAGGGGAACUCGGCGUCGCUCUUGCACGAGGGAUCGGCGGUAAUGAGUGGGACCAAAUAUGUGGUCCGAACAGACGUUGUAUAUCGGCACGGCUGAGAAAUCACCACCCAGCCGAGCCACUCACAGCGAUGACAACCUAUACGAACCGCAAUGCCAUAUUGUUCCCAAACAUGGACAGAAUGGUUCGCGACAACAAAAACAAAAAGGUCUGUAKAAACAUAUGAAAACUGAAGAAAUCAUUGAUAUCUGCUACAAGAUUUGCGCGAAGGAUUGUAAUAAACCAGACUCUAUGGU